Molecule: messenger RNA, 315 nt
Organism: Episyrphus balteatus (marmalade hoverfly)
Lineage: Eukaryota; Metazoa; Arthropoda; Insecta; Diptera; Syrphidae
Product: protein NCBP2AS2 homolog
Exons: 2
Coding region: 1-252 (83 amino acids)
Source: RefSeq, a predicted model, not a curated record
AUGGUUCUACGAAUUCUCUUUCGUUAUUUGGCCAACAAUGAGCAACUCAUUCAGAAGAUGUCCGAAAGCUAUCCGAUGAGAAGGGCUGCCCAAUUGGUUGUGGCAAUGAUGAUUAAAACGAAGAGUAUGGCAGAGCAACGUGGUUUGUCUAACAUGACUCCAGAGAAAUUUAGGGAAUUCUUUAGGACGUUUAAUAACAAUCUGAAACAAGAGAUCGAAGGUGUUAAGGAAGAACUUAAAAAGAAAAAGUAAACUAGAUAAAACAAAUAAUAAAGUCUUGAUAAAUAAAAAAAAAUAUAUUUAUUUACUAUGCAA